Molecule: messenger RNA, 623 nt
Organism: Impatiens glandulifera
Lineage: Eukaryota; Viridiplantae; Streptophyta; Magnoliopsida; Ericales; Balsaminaceae
Product: protein RADIALIS-like 4
Exons: 2
Coding region: 57-341 (94 amino acids)
Molecular function (GO): DNA-binding transcription factor activity
Source: RefSeq, a predicted model, not a curated record
UAGACACAUUCACACUAUAAGAACUAUAAGGCAGCCGUACAUAUUAUUUAUUUAAAAUGGGUUCAAAUUAUGGUAACUGGAAUGCCCGACAGAACAAAUUGUUCGAGAAUGCGCUAGCCAUGUAUGGCGAGGAAACGACCGACAGGUGGCAAAAGAUGGCGAGGUUCAUCGGCGGCAAUAAGACGGCCGAGGAUGUGAAGAGACAUUACGAUUUGCUCGUCGAUGAAGUCAGCCAGAUCGAAUCCGGCCAAGUCCCUCUUCCAAACUACAAGCAGAAGCCCUCCGCCAGCGGCCAACCCCACCAGCAGGAACAAAUGAUGAGGUAUCUUAAACUCCAGUAAGUCACUCAUAAGAGUAACACAGAUGCAUACAACAAUUAAUAUAUUUGUUAAGGAUGCUAGAUUUAAUUAUGUUUAAUAUCAACUGAAGUUCAAAUAACGGAAACUGAUUAAAGUUUCUUUUCUAUUUUUCUUAUUUUUUCCCCCUUUUUUUUCUUCUUCUUCUGGAUCGAUCGUUUCUCAAUUUUUAGUCUCGUUAAUCUUUUGUCUAAGGUUGUAAGUUUAAAGCUCCUGUAUAUGUAAUUUAUUAAUAGAUUAAAUCAAUGUGUCCUAAGUCUAUCUCUA